This is a messenger RNA of Phragmites australis (common reed), 630 nucleotides long. RefSeq names its product protein RADIALIS-like 3. The transcript is spliced from 2 exons. The record is from RefSeq and is a predicted model, not a curated record. NCBI's taxonomy places the organism in Eukaryota, Viridiplantae, Streptophyta, Magnoliopsida, Poales, Poaceae. Gene Ontology annotation, molecular function: DNA-binding transcription factor activity. The coding region runs from base 86 to 379 and encodes 97 amino acids.
GUGGCGGCCAUUGUUAGCCCCUUGGUUCUUUCCUUGCAGUAUUUUUUCUUGCUGAGGAAAGAGAAAGGGGGGGGGGGGGGGGAGAAUGAGUUCGUCCUGGACAUCAAAGCAGAACAAGCUGUUCGAGAGGGCGCUGGCUACAUAUGACAAGGACACUCCAGACCGCUGGCAGAAUGUUGCACGAGCAGUUGGUGGCGGAAAGUCGGCUGACGACGUGAAGAGGCACUAUGAGGAUCUGCUGGAGGACCUGCGGCACAUUGAAUCUGCAGGAGGCCGUCAAGGAUCCCACUGCAGCAGUUCCGGCGGUAGCAGCAGCAACAGCAACUCUUGGGGCAGUGCCAAUGAGGACCAGAGGAGGAGGUACCUCAAACCGCAGUGAAUGCGAUCUUGGAAGAGGGUUGGCUUCUUCUGAAAGAUGUUGCAGUCUAGAGCGUAAAGCAACAUUUAUCCAGUGAAACCAAACAUGAUUGGCUCUCUCUGAAAGAUGUUAAUCUAGUGCUAUUUGGUCCGACUCGAGUCCCUAGUAUAGUUUUUUACUUAUAGUGCUAUGGUUGGUUUGGUGUACUCUGCUAUCUGAUAAUUGCAUGUCAUGUGAUGAUGAAAAUAAAUUUGCGGUUCCUUGUGUGUGCU